AUGCCAGCCUCUGUACACUCUCAAGACCAAGACCAGUCCAUGAUGGACACUGCUCCCCAGGAGCUUGAACAGCAGCAGGACUAUGAACAGGAGGAAUUCGAGCUUGAGGAAAAGCGUAUUGUCGUGCUACCGGGUGCCACCGAGACGGCAGCUUCUUUCCAGUUUGAAGGUGAGGGGCAUACUCUGGGGAAUGCGUUACGUUAUGCCAUCAUGAAGAACCCCGAAGUUGAAUUCUGCGGAUACACGAUCCCGCAUCCCUCGGAAGCUAAGAUGAACUUGCGUAUCCAGACCUACGAUUCGACGACUGCAGUUGAAGCCCUGGAGAAGGGUUUAGAGGCUUUGAUGGACCUCUGUGAUGUUGUCACAGACAAAUUCACAUCGGCGCGGGAUGCGUUCAAUGCUGCCCAGGCUGAUAAGAUGACCUCGUGA
This is a messenger RNA of Aspergillus novofumigatus IBT 16806, 429 nucleotides long. Its product is annotated as DNA-directed RNA polymerase core subunit RPC19. The transcript is spliced from 4 exons. The coding region runs from base 1 to 429 and encodes 142 amino acids. Gene Ontology annotation, cellular component: RNA polymerase III complex; RNA polymerase I complex. NCBI's taxonomy places the organism in Eukaryota, Fungi, Ascomycota, Eurotiomycetes, Eurotiales, Aspergillaceae. Gene Ontology annotation, biological process: DNA-templated transcription. The record is from RefSeq and is a predicted model, not a curated record. Gene Ontology annotation, molecular function: DNA-directed RNA polymerase activity; DNA binding; protein dimerization activity.